AUGGAGCCCAUCCUCGCCGAUAUCGACCGAUUCAUUGACGGCCUGGAGCCAGUGCUCUGGCCGCUGAAUAAAUUCAUUCACAGCCAUCCAGAGCUCGCAUACGAGGAGCACAUGACACACGAUGCCCUCUGUGCUGUUAUGGAGGCCCAGACGGGCUGGGCAGUGACUCGCGCUGCGUAUGGCAUGGCGACGGCUUGGUCGGCCGAGUACGACACCCGUGCACCCGGGCCCGUCGUCAAUUUUAAUGCUGAGAUGGACGCCCUUCCCAGACUCGGCCACGCGUGCGGGCACAACCUGAUUGCCGUCGUGUCGGUCGCUGCGGCUCUGGCAACGGCCGACACGCUCCGCCGCCAGACGCUGCCCGGAAAGGUCCUUCUCGUCGGGACACCCGCCGAAGAGGGCGGCGGCGGCAAGAUCCGGUGCCUUGCCGCCGGUGCGUAUGACGGCGUCGACGUCUCCAUGAUUUCGCACCCGGGCAUCGACCACAACAGCGCCCUCGUACGCACCGCCGCCUUCACCCGCCUGCGCGUCCGCUACACCGGCCGCGCUGCUCACGCCGCGCAGCAGCCCUGGCGCGGCAUCAACGCCUUGGACGCCCUUGUGGUCGCGUAUACGGCCAUCUCGGCCCUCCGUCAGCAGACGCAGCCGGACGAUGUCAUUGGGCUGCACAUUACCGACGGCGGCGACGGCGGCACCAACAUCAUCCACGCCCAUGCGGCCGGUGUCGCUGUACUGCGGGCCGCCCGGGCCCACCGCCUGCGCGCGCUGCAAGGCAAGGUCGAGGGCUGCUUCCGUGCCGGGGCCGACGCCACCGGCGCAUCGGUCGCCAUCGACGUCGAGCCGGGCUACCUCGACCACGUGCCGAACCGCGUGCUGGCGGCGCAGUACGCGGCGCAUUGGGCCGCGCUCGCCCCGACGGACGACCUGCCGAACCCGCCGCUGCGCGCGGACGGCCCGACAUGGAUCAAGAGCAGCACCGACCAGGGCGACAUCAGCUAUGUGCUGCCCAGCAUCAACGUCAGCUUUGCGGUCCCGCCGGCCGGCCGCGGCAGUGGUGCACCGCACAGUCCCAACUUUGAAGCGGCCUCGGGGACGCGUGCUGCCUUUGCACGGGCCAUGCGUGUGGCCAAGGCCAUGGCGGGGGCGGCCACAGACCUGUAUACGACGCCGGGGCUGCUGGAUGCCGUGCGCGCACAGUGGCAAGAGGACAUGGGAACGACAAGGAUGUGA
Molecule: messenger RNA, 1230 nt
Organism: Sporothrix brasiliensis 5110
Lineage: Eukaryota; Fungi; Ascomycota; Sordariomycetes; Ophiostomatales; Ophiostomataceae
Exons: 2
Coding region: 1-1230 (409 amino acids)
Molecular function (GO): dipeptidase activity
Source: RefSeq, a predicted model, not a curated record